This is a messenger RNA of Scomber japonicus (chub mackerel), 1944 nucleotides long. RefSeq names its product nuclear factor interleukin-3-regulated protein-like. Gene Ontology annotation, biological process: circadian rhythm; regulation of DNA-templated transcription. Gene Ontology annotation, molecular function: DNA-binding transcription factor activity; DNA binding. The record is from RefSeq and is a predicted model, not a curated record. Lineage: Eukaryota; Metazoa; Chordata; Actinopteri; Scombriformes; Scombridae. The transcript has 2 exons. Gene Ontology annotation, cellular component: nucleus. Bases 193 to 1434 code for a protein of 413 amino acids.
UAGAAGCAGAAACAUCUAGACGACCUGUGAAGCACCACAUGCCUGCUCUCUGUCUCUGACUGAGAUUUCAUCCAAGGUUUCACCGACAGACUAUUCUGUGGAGUCAUUACAUCACCCUGAGCCACCGACAGUCAGUGAACUCCUCUCAGAUCUCUGCAGCCUCUCAAGCUGUCACAUCAGGACUGUUUGAACAUGACGGGUCAGACUGUGGGAGGUGUCAUCCAGGACCUGAUGGCUGCGGAGGGACUGGAGUUCAGGCCUCUGGGUGGGGCCGGGUCUUUCACUGGUGAGGCUGUUUCCAUCCUGUCCUCCACAGGCCAGCUGGCCCGAACCCUCCUUGGUCACACCUUUGCCCUCAAACGCAAAGAGAACCUUGCCAUUGGUGAAAAUAAGGUUGGCAGCAGUUGUGAUGAUGACAACGGCAACAAUAUGCGCCGCAAACGGGAGUUCAUCCCAAACGAGAAGAAAGAUGAAGGCUAUUGGGACAAGCGGAAAAAAAACAACGAGGCAGCCAAAAGGUCCCGAGAGAAACGUCGAGCCAAUGACAUGGUGCUGGAGAGGCGCAUCCUGGGCCUGCUGGAGGAGAAUGCUCGCCUGGGAGCCGAGCUGCUGGCCCUCAAGUUUCGCUUUGGUCUGGUCAAAGACCCGUCUGACAUGUCAAUUCUGCCGCUGUCUGCACCCUUUUGUUCGCAUCCAACACCUAGCACAACACAAUACUACCAGCAUCACACUGAUGGACCAUCAUACCUCAACGCACAGCACAGCUCCAGCACCCCCCACAUCCACCCUCCACAGGAGGGUGCCAUCUAUGGACCGAGGGGAGCAGGGCCUCUCUCAAGCCACAGUGUGUCCGAAGACUCUGGCACAUCAUGUACCUCAUGUAGCUCAAACGUGGGCAGCCCAGUGUUUUGUGAUGAGACACUGAGUGAUCGUGGUGGGCCGUCUCCAAGAGAGCUGGUGGAGGAGCAGCAGGGCUAUGACUCCUACCUCUGUCCGUUGGAGGUCAACGAGAGUCAGUAUGUAAACAGACAAGAUUCACCUGAGGGUCUGAGAAGCCUCCCUCACAAGCUCCGCUUCAAAGCCCCCAGUGGGAGCAGCGAUGCAGGUGAGGUGUCCCAGUCCACUGAUAGCAGACACAGUGGACCACCUGUAGCCACACUGGGGCCAAACAUCCAGGUGAGGAACCACCAGCAGGGGGGAUGGGACAGUCGUGUGGAGAGUCAGGGUGUCUGGUCCAGGGAGGAGGCCUGCAGUGAACUUGGGCAGAGGUAUCCAUCCUUUGGAUGUUAUAAUUCCACCUCUCUGCAGACCUCCAGGGACACCAAGCAUCCGACGCAGGAUGUCAGUCUCUGGUCUCAGAUCAGCUGUCUGUCUCAGGAAGUAGCUCAGCUCAAGAAGCUCUUCUCUCAGCAGGUACUCUCCAAGAUCGCUUAAAACCUGAGCAGACUAAUAGGCAGAUAUACAACGCAAAUCAUACGGUUAUAAUUUGUAACACCUCCAUCUCACCUUGUUUACUCGACUCAGAUGUGGACAUAACAUUUUAACACAUUUUAGUCUUCUUUUGGACAACAUAUAGUUUUUAGCUUUUCAACUCAAAUACAGGAAUAUUAUCUUAUAAUAAAAAGCAGCAAAAAUGUAUGCAGUCUCAAAGAAGACACACAAGUUAGCUGAAAAAAAAAAUUUAUGGACUGUACUCUUGUUUAUAUGAUCUUGUGUGUCAUUUACUGCAUUUGUAAAGUAUCAGGUUUAUCUUAUGUCAGCAAGGUACGUAGAGGUGAGUAUUUCACUACAGAAUCAUAAUCAAAGUUAAAUCAAGUUUUUUUUUUUAUUACAACACAGCUGGUGGACUGAAUCUACACUACAUAUCAUACAACACCAGAGCAAACAUAAAGGACAUAAGUGAAAAACAUUCACAAGCCUACACAGCCCCACAUACCAUACAAC